AUGUAUGUUUUUGCCACUGAUAUUAAAGUCAGCGGUGGUUUAUAUAUAUCUCCCGCCUCUCCUCAGAGUACCUACUGCUCUACCCUGAUCCAUCAUGCGGAAGCCAUAAACCGCUCUGUACAGGUGGUCAACCUAGACCCAGCCGCUGAAUACUUUGAUUACCCGGUCAUGGCAGGUAAUUAAACACAUCUCUUAGGAGUUCUGAUACUGUGAUAGUCCUGUUUCUCUAACAUUGAGUAGCACUGAUGGCUGUUUUCCUACCCUCAGAUAUCCGGGAGCUCAUCAUGGUGGAUGACGUGAUGGAGGAUGAGUCACUGAGGUUCGGCCCAAAUGGAGGGCUGGUGUUCUGCAUGGAGUACUUUGCCAACAACUUUGACUGGCUGGAGGAGAGCCUGGGUCAAGUGUAGGACGACUACAUACUGUUUGACUGUCCUGGUAAGGUGCUUUUCAUAGAGGGGGGCAAGGAACGUGACCUGGAUGAUGAUGAUGAUGAUGGAGGUUAAGUGAACAUGGUGAAUAAUAUGGAUCUGAUUUGAUGUUGACCAUGAUGAUGAUAGUGAUGGUGGUUGAGAAGUUUGUGAUGUGGUGAGAAUGGUAUUGACGACGAUGAUGACGGUGUUAGUGAUGUCUUCAGGUCAAAUAGAGCUCUACACACACCUCCCUGUGAUGAGGCAGCUGGUAGAGCAGCUCCAGCAGUGGGAAUUCCCUGUCUGUGGCGUCUUCCUGGUGGACUCACAGUUCAUGGUGGAGACCUUCAAGGUCAUAUGUCCACUGCUAACACAUCUCACACGCUGCCUUUCAUACAGUCUUUAUAAUAUGCUAUAACAGUUAUAUUUUAAGUUAAUUGCAAAACAAUUGUCUCAAAAACCGAGUUCAUCUCUGGUAUCAUGGCUGCGUUGGGUGCCAUGGUGUCCUUGGAGAUCCCAACAGUCAACAUCAUGGACCUGUCAGAAUAGUAGCAUUCUUCCUUUUUAUGUGUGUAUCUGUUGCUGUGGUCUUUGUCCAUCUGGUUUUGUGUCUGUGUGUGUGUUUGGUUCUGAAUGAAUCCUGUGCACAAGCUUAGCGGAUCUGUAUUGGCUAGCACUGACAGAUCCCGCUCUCUCCAUACAGGUACCUGGACCCUGACAUGUACUCAAUGAUGGAGGACAACUCUGUCACCAUUAGGAGCAAGAAGUUCAAGAAGCUGACCAAAGCCAUCUGUGGUUUGGUAAGUUCAUGCCGUACCAGGGCUGUCAGAGUUAAUCAGUUAACUCUAGGUAACUUUUUGUAAUUUUAGUGCACACAUUUAUUUUUAAUUGUUGUUAAUCGCAUUGUCUGAAAGCUUUCAAAAUACACUGAAAACAUCCUAAAUACAUCAUCUACACAGUACAAUGCAAUGUAAAAACAAGUUGACAUUGGCGUUAAAGAAAGUAUGCUUUCUCAAUUUACCUAAUUUUGCUAAUUGUUCCUUUAGACAAAAUCAAGAACUGCAGUGGUCUGAGCAGCCCGCUUCGGCUCCGAGCAUCACAAGUUCGCGCCCAGUGCUGGGUAAUUGUUAUAGGGCUCCCGAGUGGCGCAGCGGUCUAAGGCACUGCAUCUCAGUGCUAGAGGCGCCACUACAGACCCUGGUUCGAUUCCAGGCUGUAUCACAAUCCGGCCGUGAUUGGGAGUCCCAUAGGGCGGCGCACAAUUGGCCCAGCGUUGUCCGGGUUUGGCUGGGGUAAGCCGUCAUUGUAAAUACAAUUUUUUUCUUAACUGACCUGCCUAGUUAAAUAAAAUUUUAAAGACGUCAAGGUUCUUGUAAUGUUUUUUGUGUGAGAAAUCUUAAAUUACAGCUUAAUUUGAGCAAAUUCAGAAUUUACGAAUAAUAAUAAUAAUGUAGUGGGUAAUCUGUCCAAUUUCACACAUGUACAAUCAUGCUAUUAACUCGAUUCAAUGUUAUUAUCGUUUGACAGCCCUAUGCCAUACACAACCGUGCAUAGAGAGAAGGCAGCACUGGUGUCCAUAAAUAAGUCAUGACCCCUAGUUUGUGUUUUCUAGAUGGAUGACUACAGCAUGGUGAGGUUCCUGCCUUUUGAUUGCACAGACGAGGAAUGCAUCAACAUAGUGCUUCAGCACAUCAACUUUUCCAUACAGUACGGAGAAGACUUGGAGUUCAAAGAACCA
Coregonus sp. 'balchen' is the source of this 2145-nucleotide messenger RNA. The record is from the annotation of a GenBank genome assembly. Lineage: Eukaryota; Metazoa; Chordata; Actinopteri; Salmoniformes; Salmonidae.